This is a messenger RNA of Gryllus bimaculatus (two-spotted cricket), 1797 nucleotides long. The record is from the annotation of a GenBank genome assembly. NCBI's taxonomy places the organism in Eukaryota, Metazoa, Arthropoda, Insecta, Orthoptera, Gryllidae.
CGGCAACGUACCCACCAAGGCGCUUAGAAGGCGAAGCGAGGCCCGGCGCGAGGCCUAGCGGAGGCGGUCGAGGGCAGUGGUUCCUUCAGAGGCGGGAAGUGGGAGGCGUUGACCGCGGGCGCACGUGACGUCAUGAGGGUUCAGGAGCCAAUGAAAUGCCGCCAUUCAAACGGCUUUCUCUUCUAUAAAAUAAAGUUACCGGCCACUCCCUGCCUCUUGCAGUAGUUCGCUUGGUUAGGCCACGUCAGGGUCUGAGACUGAGCGAUCAUUUGCUCUGCUAGAGGUCAAUUCUAACGGUUUUUUAAAACCUAAUCAAAAUGCGUGAAUGCAUCUCUGUACACGUUGGGCAGGCUGGUUGCCAGAUUGGUAAUGCUUGUUGGGAGUUGUAUUGUCUGGAACAUGGCAUCCAGCCUGACGGGCAAAUGCCCUCAGACAAGACUUUGGGAGGUGGUGACGACUCCUUCAACACCUUCUUCAGCGAAACUGGUGCUGGGAAACACGUCCCCCGUGCAGUAUUCGUGGACUUGGAGCCGACAGUGGUUGAUGAGGUUCGCACUGGCACAUACCGUCAACUGUUUCACCCAGAGCAGCUGAUCACUGGAAAAGAGGAUGCUGCUAACAACUAUGCACGUGGUCACUACACUAUUGGCAAGGAAAUUGUGGACUUGGUUCUGGACCGCAUCCGCAAGCUUGCUGACCAAUGCACUGGUCUGCAAGGUUUUCUCAUUUUCCACUCCUUUGGCGGUGGCACUGGAUCCGGAUUUACUUCUUUGUUGAUGGAGCGCCUGUCUGUUGAUUAUGGCAAGAAGAGCAAACUCGAAUUUGCAAUUUACCCUGCUCCUCAGGUAUCCACUGCUGUUGUGGAACCAUACAACUCCAUCCUGACCACCCACACUACUUUGGAACAUUCAGACUGUGCCUUCAUGGUGGACAAUGAAGCCAUCUAUGACAUCUGCAGACGCAACCUUGACAUUGAACGCCCCACUUACACCAACUUGAACCGUUUGAUUGGCCAGAUUGUAUCUUCCAUUACUGCUUCCCUCAGAUUUGACGGUGCCCUCAAUGUCGACCUUACCGAAUUCCAGACCAACUUGGUGCCAUAUCCUCGCAUUCAUUUCCCCUUGGUAACCUACGCUCCUGUCAUUUCUGCCGAAAAAGCAUAUCAUGAGCAACUGUCUGUUGCGGAGAUCACAAAUGCUUGCUUUGAGCCUGCUAACCAGAUGGUGAAAUGUGACCCUCGUCAUGGCAAGUACAUGGCCUGUUGCAUGCUGUACAGAGGAGAUGUUGUACCAAAGGAUGUUAAUGCUGCCAUUGCCACAAUCAAGACCAAACGCACAAUCCAGUUUGUGGAUUGGUGUCCUACUGGCUUCAAAGUGGGCAUUAACUACCAGCCACCUACUGUUGUCCCUGGUGGUGACCUGGCCAAGGUACAACGUGCUGUAUGCAUGUUGUCUAAUACUACUGCCAUUGCCGAGGCUUGGGCUCGCUUGGAUCACAAGUUUGACCUGAUGUAUGCCAAGCGUGCUUUUGUGCACUGGUAUGUGGGAGAGGGUAUGGAGGAAGGAGAGUUCUCUGAAGCCCGUGAGGAUCUGGCUGCCCUGGAAAAGGACUAUGAAGAAGUCGGCAUGGACUCCGUGGAAGGAGAAGGCGAAGGUGCUGAAGAAUACUAAGUCACAUUUAAAAUGUCUGCAAUUUUUAAAAUUUUUACAAUGCAAGAUUGAUGAACAAAAUCGCAAACAUUCAUUCCAAAGAUUGAAAAAUAAUUUUUGUACUGAAUAAAUUUUUUUUGGCAUCCUU